AUGUGUGGGGUUCUUCUCGGAACGGGGGAUGGUCGUCGGAGCAAGACGGCGCGGACCUUUCAGUGCAUGUUAGACAACCGCUGGCGGGAGACGCCGUAUGUUUGGGCUUCGGUGAGAGAGGUGGCGGGGGCGAGGAAGGAUCCCAACUACCGCUUGACGGCCUGCACGGCCUGCAUCAACUGGAUACGGAGGUCGGUGCCGAGCAACGAGCACGCAGAGCAGAGCGUGGGGAAGCGGAAGGUGUACCUCCUGAUCGACCGGCUGAUCUGCUUCUCCCUUGCUCCCGGGGAGGUGGCGUGCCCAGACAUGCGGAACAUGCGGAGGCUUCUUUCCUGCCUCCUUGAUGAGAGGGUAGUGGGGAAGGAGCGGGUGGUGAACUACUACCGCGCCGCUGUGCUGCCCGAGCACCUGCGUCAGGCGCUGGAGGAGUGCGGCGGGACGUCAACAAUAGCUCUCCGGUCUUCCGCCAUCCCAACACCGCCUACAUCGUGCGGAAAGCGCUGGGGUGGACGAAAUGGGAUAGCAGCGUGCGGGUAUGUAUUAAACGUGAUGGCAGUGAAUGGGAUGGCGAGGAGGACGAAGAUGCAACAUUCGGGUGUGAUGAGCUCGGGAGCCCCGUCGACGGCGCCUGACACCACCCUGGAGGUGUGCUGCGUGGGCAUCGCCGAUCCGCAGUAUAUGCCCGAAGCGCUGCACGAGGUAGAGCGGAGGGUAAGGGCGGAGGCGCUGGCAGAGGCGGAGGGAGUGCCUUGCGCUGCGCUGGAGGCCGGGAGCUGGAAGGAGUUUCGCGGGAGCGCGCUGGCCUGGGCCCGUGGGUACCGUUCCUCUCCUCCCUCGGGUUGUGUCCUUCCGCAUAACCUUGGCGUGGUCUCCUUCGUUAGUGGCAUGCUAUCGUACCGCGUGCCGCAGGUGGAGGCAAGGGAGCCCGAGACGGGGAGGAAGAGGAAGGAUCACGAGGAUGAGUGCUAG
Molecule: messenger RNA, 969 nt
Organism: Guillardia theta CCMP2712
Lineage: Eukaryota; Cryptophyceae; Pyrenomonadales; Geminigeraceae
Exons: 2
Coding region: 1-969 (322 amino acids)
Source: RefSeq, a predicted model, not a curated record